This is a messenger RNA of Aegilops tauschii subsp. strangulata, 3339 nucleotides long. RefSeq lists its product as uncharacterized. Lineage: Eukaryota; Viridiplantae; Streptophyta; Magnoliopsida; Poales; Poaceae. The record is from RefSeq and is a predicted model, not a curated record.
GGCGGAAAGUAAGUAAACAGGGAAAUACGGCUGGGCCGUGGGCCACGAAGAAGACGGAGGAGAUGCGGGUAGUCGAUGGCAAGCAGGCGAGCCGUGGCUCAGGACGUCUGACCUCUUCCCGAUCCGUGGAUCAGGAACCUUGCUUUUCGUUACUUCUACCGGCGACGAGCUGAUUGCGGGGGUACUGUCGUCUCCUACCUCUGGCUGCUGGAAUUUUCGAAUGGAAAAGGCGCCGAGCUUGGGAAGAGACGAUUCUAUGAAGCCAAGGUCUGUCGGUGGGACAUGGUGUUCUUGAUGCAGCCAAUUAGGAGAUGCAUCAUGCUGGAGGAGGUAACUGACAGUGACGUCCCUAUGGAGCCCCUACCUUACUCGGUGAACACGCCGCCGGCGGGGAUGGAGCAGAAUUUGUGCGGCAGGGGCACCGGCGCCAUGCAAGAGGGAGUACUCGCCACAAGCUUCGACGGGCAGAUUUGUGCGGCAGGGGCACCGGCGCCAUGCAAGAGGGAGUACUCGCCACAAGCUUCCACAGUUGGUAGGAAAUAUGGAUCCUACAGCUCCAGGAUGGACCAACAGAUUAGAUAUCAGGUGGGAUAUCAGAAUAGUGUGAACAAUUAGAGAUUUAGUUGGACACUUAAAAGUGUUCGCGGACACGUGAAGUGUUGGUUCAGUAAUUUACAGUUUUUGUAGGUGCUGAUAAACAUUGGGUGCCAAAGAAAAUGAGCUCUUUACUGCCGAAUGUGACAGUUAAGAGUUGUUCGUAAGAGUGAAGAACCAAUGCCUUUUUCUAUGAGAGUGCUGCUGGAUUGCGUUCUUUUAUGUGGAUAAUAGUUAAAAAUUCCAACGGGAAUUGUAGGCAGUACUGAACUUACAAAGUCAUCAAACGCAUUAAUAAAAUGGAUACAAUUAAGUAGGCAAUCAUUGGAUGAAGGGGAAAAGCCUAUAUUUUGUUUGUGCAUAAAUUGUCACUAUACUGACAUCCGCGCGUGCAUGCUGACUUCAGGGUUAGAAUUUGUGCUGCCGUACCAGGGAGAAACACCAUGAGAUAACACAAGAGUGUGCACACAAAAUGAUGAAACAUUAUCAGGAGGCUCAUUAUGCAUGGUAUGGCAGUAGCAGUUUGUGCAUCAUGCAAGAUAUUCCUCAUCGUGAAUUCGGGUUUGAUUGGGUGCCUCCAUGUCAGAUACGGCAAUUUUUUAUAGGGGGAGUAGAUUCAGUUCUCUUAGUCUAGGGUUGCUCGGUGUUUCGCUCAAAUUCGAAGUUGGGUGUUCGAUUUAUCGGGGGCUGCUGUGGUCACUUCUAUGGCGGUUGUUGGGUGUUCGAUUCAUCGGGAGCUGCUGCUGCAGGAAUUCAGAAGCCCCCUUCUUGGUAAAUGAUUGAUGGUCCUGAAGGAAUUCAGGCCUUAUGUUUAGCAGGGAACGAGGAAAAAAAAUAGGAUUAUGUUUUCUAUGGCGUGCUUGUUCUCCUAAUGGAGAUAAAGAGUUCAUUCCAUUUAGUUCUCACAUUUUGUCAUUUUGUACAGUCUAGAGCUCUCUUAAUAUUGAAAGAAUAUAUACGUGGUAGCUCUUGUUUGCUCACUAUUGUCUUUGAAUCGACUAUGAGUUAGAAGGCAUAAUUAAGUACGAUGGUACUGAUGCUGAAUGUAUUACAUUAGGUGAUAUAUAGGCUCAUGAUAACUGAAUAUGCAUGGCUGAGUAAUAGACUGUUACUCACUUUAGUUUGCGACUUGAAAUAUAUCUCACGCAUUGCACAAAACCUUGCAUCUAAUCUAACUAUUAUGUGCCUCUUAAAAUAUAAGUAGACUUGACUGCCACAGGUGUGACUCAUAUCAGUUAGUAUCAAAAUUUAAAUAACUGGUUUACACUUCACAUUUCCAUCUGACUUGGGCUUGUAUUGGAGUGACAUAUAAUCUGUCAUUUAGUGUUGAGGUUCAUUUUUUUUGCAUCAGCACAUAGGAACUCCGACAUUCUUCGUACUGAGUGCAUUUCUAAACAUCUAACUGAAGAGCUCAAUGGAAGAUGACUUCGAUACAUAUAUCUCACUACAUAAUGAGAAAUAAUGUUCUUUUUCAUUGUCUUUGUUUCUGCAUCUUUCUCCAAUUCCCUUAAAAUCCUCUAUGCUACUGUUUAACUAUAUUUUUUCUGUUUCAUUCAGGUGUCAGAACAUAAUUAAGCAACUUUGGUUUGGCUACGAAUGAUGUGCUGAAUUAGCAAUGCUAAGAGAAUGCAUUCUAUAGGACGAGGUUUCACUAGCAUAAAUAAAAUUUUCUGGUUGCACUACGUGAUCGAAUCCUUACCGGUACUAGUUGGUUGCACCAUGCUUCACGAUGUCAAUACGUGCCUGCUAGGUUGCUACUGGUAGCUUCCAGUUAGUUGUGUUCUUGUGUAUUCUAAGAAUAUAUAUAUUUACUUCCCUUUUUUGUCCAGUUAGUUUUUGAAAUAAUAUACAGAAACAUGCACUAUUAGGUUAUGAAAGUAAUUUUAAUAUUUUCUCAAAGUAUUUUUUGUACUUUUUCUCAAUUGUUAAUCUCUCUGCAUAACCUAUGUGCAUCAUUAGACUGGUUAAGAAAAGGACAGUCAUUUAGCCGAAAGAUCAGAAUUUUAUUUCUCUCUGUAACUACAUUGGAAGUUAAUAGAAUGCUAUCCUUGAACAUGAAACUCUGCUCACUGUUCUGAACAUUUUCAACUUGUGUUCUUUUGUCCCAAUCCCUAAGUUAUCAUGCUUAUGACCUAGGUUAACUGAUAAUGGAUUGAAUUUGUUCUGAAAUCCUUCCAAGUCAUGGUGACAAAGGUUAGUUCGCAUUCAUAUAUAUGCUUUUCAUAUCCUCUGCCUUUUGUUUGAACUAAUUUCAUAUCCUCUGCCUCGUUUGACACAUGUGAGAUGAAAUGUUCGCAUAUUCAAAAACAAAACACAUUUGCUCGCUCAGUCAUAUGUAUUGAUAAUGCUUCUAUUGCCAGUAAUCACAUGCAGUAGGAGGUGACCUGCUUCCAGGAGCACCUCCUGCUAAUGUUUGCAUGUACAUAGUUGCUGCUCUAAUGCUUCAUGGUGGACGGCCUGCCCCUAACCCAAUUGAAGUCUCUGAAUCCGCCCACUGCUUCUCAAUCACAGCGAGGAUCUGCUUCUCAAUCACAGUGCGGAUCAGGGAAGUCCAUGGGCUCCAGUUAUCUAUAUUCCGCAAGACCCAAAAUGAUACUGUAGAUAUUUUUCGAAACGGGAUACUGUAGAUAUUAUAUCCAAGACUUCCAAGUUCCAAGUGACUGGAGACAUGCAUGUAAUAGCUUACUGUGAAAAUCACUCCCGCCUUCAUCCUAACAAGAAAACAUCUGAGGUGCCAAGAUUCAA